Molecule: messenger RNA, 2469 nt
Organism: Carcharodon carcharias (great white shark)
Lineage: Eukaryota; Metazoa; Chordata; Chondrichthyes; Lamniformes; Lamnidae
Exons: 11
Coding region: 759-2246 (495 amino acids)
Source: RefSeq, a predicted model, not a curated record
CUCUGGAUGCCUUUACCAGAGGUAAGGGGUAUGCACGGUGGCCGAACCAAAUUAUGUCUUUUGUAAAUAGUUAUAUAAGUACCUAGAACUUUUGAUGUGAAGAAUGCUCGGCGUUUACUUGUUAGGGAACUGAGACUUCAGGAUUCAGUUCUACUGAAGGGUCAUGAGGACUCGAAACGCCAACUCUUUUCUUCUCCGCCGAUGCUGCCAGACCUGCUGAGUUUUUCCAGGUAAUUCUGUUUUUGUUUUGAAUUUCCAGCAUCCGCAGUUUUUUAUUUUUAUAUCUUCAGGAUUAGGUUGUGAUUGCUAGCUGUGAGUAGCAAUGAUUUUACUUGCUGAAAUCAAUCGUUAUCCUUUCUAAAACGAAUCCGAGAAGCUGGAGACUAUAGUGUGUCUGACAAUUAACUUAUUAUCAGAUCAAAAACAUUGAUCGUAAGCUUCUGAAGCAGUGUCCACAUCACGUGAUGUCAGCGGAAGUGCAGCAUCGGAUGUAGAGGUUGCUUGGUAACCGAGAAGUGUGGCCUUAAGAGGGGCCGGGAAUGUCCCAGGAGAGUGAGCGAAAGGAUGGGCUGCACGGUUCGUUUAGGGGUCUAAGGUUCACUUAUCAGUCACGGUGAAUCCGCUUGAGCGAAGUGGCAGCCGAAACCCGGAGGGGGCCUACCGAAGGGACAGCUUGCUAGGCCAUUUCAGAGGAUGGUUACCUUGCUGUGGAUCUAGAGUCACAUGUAAGCCAGACCAGGCUUUGCUUCACUGAAACAAUGAAAUCCAUGAAGAAUAAAUCUAGUGAAUAUUCUGAUCCACAGAAAAAAACACUCCGACAGCUCCUCCAUGAGUUAGAAAAAUCUCAGAAGGCUGACAUUUUUUCCUACAGCUUUGGACAUUUAAAUCAUAGGAACUUGAAUAAAAUAUCAACACAUCAGGAUGCCUCAGUGACUUGGAAGAGUGCAAAGAAGCCCUCUCCCUUUAAGAAAGAAAAACAUUGCAGGUCUGUUCAGAGGUCAAGUGAUGCCAAAGUAAAGAAAAUGACCGAUGCACUUGUAGACUUCAGCCUGAUGACUAGCAUGGUUCCAACACUACCUACAAUUUAUAGCCCUGGCCUCAAUGAUCUUGACCAAAGUAGUGCCAAAGCUUCUCAGGAUAUCUCAGAUGACUCAACAAUACCACAAACCAAGGCAUGCUCAGGAUCCCCACACACUGAGGCACAAAUGCUACCAGAUCACUUUGUCAAAGAGGAAUUGGAGCUAUUUUACCUCAUGCUCAUGAAGCCUAAGCCACGGAAGUGUGCAAGAUCUCACACUGCCCAUGACCAGAGCCAGUUCGUUGAGUCUUACUUGGCUGGGCUGACGAGGCAGGACCAAUUCACUAAGCUACUUGAAUUCGAGAAAAAAUUCCUGAUGACGGAAGACCUUCUUGAGAGGGAGGCAAUGUCUGGUUACAAAGCAGUAGCAAAAUAUGAGUGGAAGCUAAGCCAUGAGCUGCUGAAGAUAGAUCAUCUCCCUGGACCAAACUUGAGACGUCUUCAGGUUUUCAGUGAUGUGUUUGAGGACGUCUGUCAAGACUCAACAAUAUUUUGUGAAAUCUUGAGAGAAAUCAAGUCUGAAUAUGAUCUGUAUCUUACGUCACUCCUGGAAUCCCAGCCAAAGGAUCAACACAAGACCUUGCAGUCACAGCUACGAGGUAUGAACCGCAGGACUCUGAAAACUCACCAUGUAGAGGAGGCUCAACAGAAAGUUUUAAAUCUGGAGCAGGAAGCCAGACUUGCUUUGCAGAGGAAUGAUGAGCUAAGGAAUGAACUUGAGACAGAACUUUCAAAUGCUGAGCCCCCAUCUAAGCAGCAAGAAGCACAGUCUAAUUUGAAGCACUUGAAAACCAUAAAGCAACCGUUGUCUGGUGUGGAACAGGUGUUAUCACUGAGAGACUGUAUUUAUAAAAUGACGGUGAAAAUUCAAGAACUGGAGAGUGAGCUGAAGUACUCCAUGGUGCCCUCUAUAAUCACUGAUGCUAUGCAGAGCUCUAUUAGAGACACUUGGGGUGAAAUUUCACAUCUGAAGAAGUCCAAUGAGUUUCUUCGCAGCAAAAUAAAAGCACUGAAAAAUUAUACAGAAAGAACCCUUAUUAAACUUAAAGUGAACAAAGAUGGUAGAAAGAACUUUUGGCAUAUGAUUAAACACAUUGUGGAUACAGCUGAGGAGAAUGAAAAUGCCCCGAGCUCUGUGGAAUGGGUCUGUGAAUGGACCCCCAAGUAAAGUUCAUUCCAUAAUGGAAUUUUCACAGAACUCUAUUGAUUUAAAUGUGUGUGCAAUGAAAGCCCUAACAUUAAAGAAAAUGUAUUUUGGCAGAAAUUUGUUAAAAUUUGAGUGAGAAUGUAGUUAUCAUCUGUACUUAUUAUUACUCAGUGAAUUUCAAAAUGAGACCUCCUGUACUGUAUAAUUCUGAGUUCUUUCCUAAUUAUAACAACUAUUACCUCCA